This is a messenger RNA of Microplitis mediator, 957 nucleotides long. RefSeq lists its product as uncharacterized. Bases 1 to 957 code for a protein of 318 amino acids. The transcript has 2 exons. Gene Ontology annotation, molecular function: nucleic acid binding. NCBI's taxonomy places the organism in Eukaryota, Metazoa, Arthropoda, Insecta, Hymenoptera, Braconidae. The record is from RefSeq and is a predicted model, not a curated record.
AUGAGACAAUUGCCAUCCGCUCGUGUAAGACCAUCGAAAGCAUUCUUACACAUGGGAAUAGAUUACGCUGGGCCAGUAACACUGAAGACAUUUCAAGGUCGAGGUGCGAAAACCUAUAAAGGUUGGAUCGCUGUUUUUGUAUGUCUCGCUACCUCUGCUAUACACAUUGAAAUUGUCACCGAUUAUUCUACUGACGCUUUCGUCGCAGCAUUCAGAAGAUUUACUAGUAGGAGAGGCGCCUGCAGUACCCUAUACUCGGACUGUGAUGGCACAGACUGGAAGUUCAACCCGCCAAGUGCUCCCCACUUUGGUGGCAAGUGGGAAGCAGCCGUCAAGUCAAUCAAGUUCCAUCUCAUUCGAACUAUUGGUGAAUCGCUAUUGACUUACGACCAACUCACUACAGUUUUAACGCAGAUUGAGGCUGUAUUAAACUCAAGACUGAUCGCUCCGCUAUCCGAAGAUCCUGCAGACUUAACCGCUUUGACUCCUGGACACUUUCUCAUCGGUGAACCUCUAAUCGCCGUACCAGGACCGUUGCUACUGGAAAACAAUACCGCUACGUUGUCACGCUGGCAACAAUUACAACAAAUGUUCCAGACAUUUUGGACUAGAUGGUCGUCUGAGUACUUACAACGACAUCAAUCAAUCUCUAAGUGGCAUCAUCCAUCUAAUAUCUUCAAAGUGGGCUCAUUAGUCCUGCUGACUGAUGAGAGGUUCCCACCAUCAAAAUGGCCACUCGCUAGAGUACUCGCAUUACAUCCAGGACGAGAUGGGUUGACUCGAGUAGUCACCCUGAAAACCGCUACCACGGAACUAGUUGGACCAAUCGCUAAACUGUGCGUGCUGCCAAUUCACUCUCCAGAUGACAAUCCUGUCGACACAGUCGCCAGCGCUGGGGAGAAUGUUCAGUCAAGAGCAAACUCGCUACCACCUGAGAACGCCGAGCCUCACCAAUAG